AUGUCCCGUAAUUUAGAAUUAUCAACUAAUCAAAAGACAUACUUACAUGAAGGUUUAAAGAAUGGUAUAAGAUUGAGCAAUCGAGAUUUUUUAAAGUUUAGAGAUAUUGAUAUAUAUUUAUCAACUGACGAAUUUGGUUAUGUUGAAGUUUCAAUUGGAAAUACAAAAAUAUCAGUUCGAGUAUCAUCACAAAUUAUAAAACCUUAUGAAGAUAGACCAUUUGAAGGUAUAUUAACUAUUAAUUCUGAAAUCAGUUCAAUGUCAAGUUUAAAAUUUGAUACAAAUUCAAGAUCUCAAGAAGAAGUUUUAAUUUCAAGAAUAAUUGAAAAAGCGAUAAGGAGAUCAAAUUCUUUAGAUUUAGAAAAUUUAUGUAUUGUAGCGGGUGAAAAAGUUUGGGAAAUUAUAGUUGAUUUAAAUUUUUGGAAUUUUGAUGGAAAUUUAAUUGAUAUUGGUUGUUUUGCAAGUAUGUUGGCAUUAUCACAUUUUAAAAAACCUGAUAUAAGUAUAUUAAAUGAUGAAAUUAAAAUUUAUGAUAUAAAUGAAAGAGAACCUGUUAAUUUAAGUAUUUUACAUAUACCUAUUUGUUUAACAUUUUCGUUUUUUAAUUUAAAUUCAAAAGAAAUGAAUAUAAAAGGUGAUGAGGCGAAUGAAAUUUGUUUAUUAGAUUGUGAUUUAAUUGAAGAAACUUAUAGAGAUGGAUUUUUGGUAAUAACUUUGAAUAAAAAUAGAGAAUUGAUACAAUUGAGUAAAAAUGGUGGGUUACCUAUAGAUGCACAACAGUUGUUAGAAUUAUGUAUGAAAGGUCAAUCAAUAGUUGAUGAGUUGACAAAUUUGAUUAAAACUAAAAUAAAAGAAAAUGAAGAAGAAAGGUAUAAAUCGAAUAAUUUGGGAUUAUUAGAAGCUACUGCUGACAGAUAA
Molecule: messenger RNA, 918 nt
Organism: Insectozyma verbasci
Lineage: Eukaryota; Fungi; Ascomycota; Pichiomycetes; Serinales; Debaryomycetaceae
Source: the annotation of a GenBank genome assembly